Molecule: messenger RNA, 4071 nt
Organism: Scaptodrosophila lebanonensis
Lineage: Eukaryota; Metazoa; Arthropoda; Insecta; Diptera; Drosophilidae
Gene: tei
Exons: 12
Coding region: 533-3112 (859 amino acids)
Biological process (GO): cell-cell adhesion
Cellular component (GO): cell-cell junction
Molecular function (GO): cell adhesion molecule binding
Source: RefSeq, a predicted model, not a curated record
GUCGCAGUAGCUGUUGUUGUUGUCGCCGCGGUUAAAACAUCGCCGUCGUUGCUUGCCGCUGCCUGCCUGUUGUGCGCGCAAUUUCCGGUUUCCGUUUCCGUAGUCGCGGCAUCGUUGUUGUCGUCGUCGUCGUCGUCAGUGUUGCCCCUUACGCUAAUAGGCACGACAAUGUUAAUUUGGCUGCCAGCUUGAGAAGAAGGUGUUAAAUGUUAAUGAAUAUAACACACACACAUACUAUCCAUUAAAAAAGAAGUGUUGGAAAAGUGUAGCAUACGUUGCAGAGUCGAUUACAAGCAAUUUGAAUAUCUCCACAAAUUGUGGGCACUAUAAUUGUGGUCAGCAAGCAAUUUUGAAGCAGCCCCCAUUCACUGCUCAAUUUCCUAGCCAGAAACUACAAAUAACUACAACAUCAGAUUUUUCAAUCCUCCUCUCCUCCGACUGUUAUGUGUGCCAAAUAGGGAAAUUGAAACUGAAAAUUCAAGAACGCCGCCAUCAUACCAACAACAACAACUCCUGGAGAAGUUAUGAAGUCAUGAGACCGACAUUCGACCGACGCCUCUGGAUAUUAUUGUUCAUUAUUUUAGUACAAUGUACCACCUACACACAACCACAAAAUAUCAACAACAAGUCACAGAAGUCGCCCGCCGAACACGCAGCAACAAAAUGGCGCAGCAUAUCAGAGCAGCAGGCGCCAUCAACACCAUUGACACACAGCCAUGCCGACGCCUCGGCGGAUGUGACAGUAGUGGCUCGGCUGCACUCAAAAGUUGACCAUAGGCAUGAGAAGGAGCGUCAGCGACAAAAAUGUGCCAAAAACUGCUCCAAGGUCAAAGCAAAAAUGGCGAAGUGGCGCGCUCGGCUAAAGAACCAUGGAGGGCAUCAGGCGCACCGCCUGAAUCAGCAUAAAGAGGCGCCCAAACGGCGACUGCGGCGUGAAACUGAGGAGGAAACUGAGGCGACAAUGGCGACCACAGUCACAGCCGCCGUCUCUGCAGCAGCCACCAGCAGUAGCAGCAGCAGCAGCAGUAGUGGAAGUAGUGGCAGCAGUGGCGUCAGUGGCGUCACUCCUGCCUAUGUGAAUGAAUCGCUGCUGGGCACAACCGCAAAGGCGAAACGUGUGCGGUCCACGGUACACUUGGCACCGGAGGAUAUGAAGCCCAAGCCCAAAGAGCCGGUCAUAAUUAUCGAUGAUGUGGAGGAGUUCGAUAGCGGCACCUCCACGCGUGAUUUGUUUGCGGCCAAGGGGCAUGACGUUGGCAACACCAACGACGAUGAUGAUGACGAUGAUGAUGGCGAGCCUUUGGAGCCGCGUGUGCUGCCACUGCGACCAGUGCUGCCCAAUCCGUAUGAGGACGAGGAGAUGUCGGUGGUCUAUGCAGAGCAGCAUUCGGAAAUCAGACUCAUGUGCGAGGUGGACCUGGACAUUGCAUCGAGCAUGUGGUACAAAAAUGGGCAGGUGGUGCAUGCCAUGGACCGCACAUCUCGCGUCACCGACUAUCGCUUCAUCAAGGAGGCUAAUGGCGCGCUAACCAUCACCAAUGUCAUGCUGGAGGAUGAUGGCAAGUGGCAGUGCGAGGCGGAGAAUACGCGCCGCUACACCGAGAACGCCCGACCCGUCAAGCUGGUCGUCCUGGAUCGACCUAAGCCUCCUUAUUUGCUCAUCGAUUCGCGUCGUCUGGACGCCGGCAAUAUUUUCGUGCCGGUCAAAGAAAACUCGGAGCUCAACCUGGCCUGCAUCAGCGAGGGUGGCAAUCCGAAGCCCACUCUCACCUGGGAGGUGUUGCUCAGCCCCGGUGUCGAUAGGCACGCACAGAAGGUGUCCGCCGAGGUGCUCGAGCUGGAGGAGAUCAAAAGCGAGAAGGAUAAGAAUUCCUAUAAAAUCAACGGCGGAGCCAAGAGCGACGCCCGUCUACCAGCCGUCUAUCGAGCGCAUCACAAUGCUCGGAUUCUGUGCGUCAUGGAGCAUCCGACGCUAAAAAUUCGCCAGAAUGCAUCGCUAUUGCUGGAUGUGCAAUACACACCCUCGUUUGCCAUUUCGCGCACACCUGGCUUCGGGUAUCCGUUGCGGGAGGGCAUCGAAGUUAGCCUCAAGUGUGACGUCGACUCGAAUCCGCCGAGCACGCCGCGUUGGCAAAAGGACGACGGAGACACACCGGUGCCACAAACCGGCGAUGGGUUUCUCAACUUUACCUCCAUAAGGCGCGAGCAUUCCGGCUGGUAUAAAUGCACGUCGCGGCAUCUAAACUUCCAAUACUCGUCGAUUGGUUAUUACCUCAGCGUGCGCUAUGACUCUGUCGACGUGACCUCCGAGCCAGAUGAUCAGGACGUUUCUGUGGCUGCUGCCUCCCACAAUCCCAACAAGGGGCAGCUUGAGGUGCAGUUGGGCGGAGCUGUGACACUGCAAUGCCCGCAAGGCUCUCUGGGCUGUUGGUCGCAUUUGGAUCCAGUCUCGGCACGAUUACGUGGCCUCGGCUAUGGGUCCUCGAUACCCACGGGUCAGUUCUCGCUAAAGGAUGUCAUGUAUCAGGACGCUGGCACGUACAAAUGCGUGGGCCAAUCGCCAGCCAACAAGAAGAAGCUCGAAGUGCUGCAAAGUGUGACGGUUUCGGUGAAGGGUGCCCCCACAGUGGUCGCCCUCAAUGCCACGCCCGUCGCCUACCCCGGCUCACCACUGCACUUGAACGUCGAGUUCUGCGCCAAUCCCCCGGCACAUGCGGCGCGCUGGCUGCACGGCGACCGCGUCUUUACGCCCGGAAACCAAUACGGCAGCACAGUGCUCGCCUAUUCAGUGAAGGAUCUGCCUACGCCCUAUUGCAAGGAGGCGCGUCUCACGUACGUCAGCAUGCACGAACGUGUUCCUCGCACGUUCUACUUCAUUGUGUCGUCGCCAGGUGGCGUCGCCGAAGCCGUCUUCAAUGUGAACUUCACCAAACGGAAUAGGCAAAUGUCCAACGCCAUCGACGACGACGAGGAAGAGGAGCUCAAUCGGCCCGAGCAAAUACAUUUCCCGGUCUUCAACCAUGGAGUUCAAAGCAGUCAGCUCGCUACAUCGGCCCUGACAGCCACUCUGAUAGGGUUAGGGAUAGGCGUAGCAUUUGUGCGGCGGCGUUAAUUUUAAGGAUGUGUGCAUGCUUGUUUGUGUGAAGGUUUGUGUGAAUUUCUUUUUUGUAAUUGGUGCGAAUGAGUGGGCAUGCCAUUAACUACAAGUAUAUGCUAAAUAAUACCCACUAUGACUAAUAAUACGUACACAUUUAUGCGCAUAUAUGUAUCUCUACGACUAAAUAUUACCUACAUUCAUAUACAUACAUACAUAUAUAUACCCACUAUACUAUAUGCUACUACUACCCGCUACUAACUGCAAUACAAAUCUCUAAAGCUAUAUGUAUGUGUGUUUGUAACCAAUUGGCGGAGAACCCCCCCAAAAAAUUAUACCCCAUUACAACUAUAACUAAUGAACUUUGUAGGCAUUUAAGUUGAAAGUCUUAACUUUUAGCUCGAAAUCUUAAGGCCUCUCUAAAUACUCCUGAGAAAUAAGUACAUAACUAAACUAAAUAUGUUCACCUUAGCCAUAACUGUGUCAAUGUAUGUGUACGUGUGUUUGUAGUUGCAGUAGAGCUUAACUUGAAUGCCAAAAAACAAAAAAAGGAAGAAAAAACUCAAAAUAUAAAUAAAGGCUUAUGUUUAUCUAUUGUUGUAAAAUUGGCCAAUGCCGACGUCAUUUUCUUGAAUGGUAAUUUAAGUUCCUUUUUGAGCAAAAAUAAAAUGAAAAGUAAAAAAGAGAGUGAAGAAAAACGAAAGGCGAAAGAAAAACUAAAAAGUGACUGAUUUUUGUUAAACAUUUUGAAGCGGUUAAUAGUUUAAUGUAAAUGAAUGAGUAAAUAAAACUUACCAGGCACGAACAAAUUCCUUCCAUUUGAAUUUUUGCGCGGCUAAAAAGGCAAAGAGCAUCAAACUGUAAGAUAGUGAAAAAAAUAACUGAUUUAUACUUCAACCAACUUAGUUAAUUAUAUUUAAUAUUUAAGAUUUUUUCAAAUCACUUGUUUGACUUGUCGAGGCAAAUAUUUGUAUCAA